UUUACUACAAACCAAUCACAAGCCAGAAGGCUGGAAUUGGCGGAAUACGGGUGGGGAGAGGAGCGGUGACAACAACGGUGGGUCUGAUCCCCCUAAAAUCACCUUGUGUCCAGUUGCAGGAUCCAGAGAAUGUAAAAUCGCCGGAUUUAAGGAGAACGAUGAAGACCGAAGAAGAGGAGGUGAAAGUGGUCAUGACGCAGGAGGAGCUGCAGGAAUGGGUGCGGGAGCAGGUGGCGAAGAAUAGGCCACUGGCUCACAGGCGGACGCAAAUGGCACAGGUGGAAGACUGGCUGAAGCGGAGAGAGAGGGACAUGGCAUACACGCAGCUGCUAUACAAUAGUGCCUGCCAAUCAGUCCUUGAGUGCGAGUCUGUGAUGAAGGGCUUAUAUGGAAUGCUGGGACUAGAGUAUCGGGACACCGACUCAGAGGAAGAAGGAGAAGGACCCAGAGCUACGGAAGAUGUAAAUCAGCUGACAGAUGAUUUAGACAAUGGAGAUGACGAUUGCGGUGCUGAUGAUGAUGAUUAUGUCGUCUUUGAUUUGGGGGCCAUUCUUCCUGAAGCAGCGUUGAAAGACGAACCGAAGGACAUUGGAUUGUCACCAGAGUUGAAUUGCUCCAUGAGAACGUUAGAUCAUUCAGUGAAAGAAUCUGAGGAUGGAGACCCUGCUUUCGAAGUCAAACCACCAUCGCAAACAACCCCCAAGGAAAAUGUACCUUCUAACAACCCUGUAUCAACCUUACAGACUGCAGAAAGCCCCGCACCAACUCCUGAUCCACCACCCUGUGAUUUUCCUGAAAACAAAAGUUUUCCUCCAGCCUCUCCAGGCACUUCAACGGCCAUUAAUGAUCCCGCCGAAACCUCUUCACUGACCACCAUUUCAAAUGCAUUUUCCCCAUCCAAAGGUAAUACAAACAUAUCAUCUGCAUCAUCUGCAUCAUCAUCAUCAGCUUCAAAAGAGAACACUGAAACUCCAGCGCAACCUCCGGCACCCUCCCCAACGUCCACAAUCCCAGAGAAUCCUCCGACUGCACCGAAGUCUUCAAAAAGGGUCUCCCAGGCCAACCCAAAACCUGGCACUAGUAGCAAAAACACGAAAGCAACACCGACCUCGGACACAUCUCGUACGACCACAAGCAAGGAAAAGCCCAAACAGGCCAGUCCCAAACCCAACAGCAUGCCUUCAAGCACCACCACACCAUCCACCGCCAAAGUUCAAGCUGCACCUGAAGAAAAAGCUAAGGGUCCCAUCCCUAAACAAAGCGAAAAACCUGAGACUAAAUCUACUUCUUCCAGCACUCACCCUGGUACCACGACUUCAGACAGGGCUUCCAAACAAGUUAUUCCUACCAAGCCACCAGAUUCUAAAGAAGUAUCCCACAAUGCUCCGGUCACUCUAAUUACUCCGGCCGCACACACUGAGGUGCCUGCUCGUGUUCAGAAAGAGGUGGAGCUGAGGGUCAACAUGAGCGUUCUGGGAAGAAGGAGGACUAAAACAUGGCACCAAGGCACCAUUUUGGAUGUCAAAACAACCGAGUCCGGUCAAAGGUACAAGAUCCUGUUUGACGGAGGUAAAGGGAAGAGUGUUUUAUCUGCUCAUCACUUGGCCUGUGUCGAGCCGCCUUUGCUGAAGGACCUGUUUGUGGGGUGUCGAGUUGUAGCCUGUUAUAAAGAAGACAACCAGUCUUGGCUCCACGCUGCAGUAGUAGCAGAGAUGCCUGACCGCAGGAACCGUAUGAGGUUCUUGGUGUUCUUCGAUGAUGGCCGUCCGUCCUACAUCUCCCUGCCAGACCUCCAUCUGGUUUGUAAGCCAAUGGCCAACAUGUGUGACGACAUUGAAGAUGAGGUGUGGCGUGCAGAUGUCCAGGAAUACCUAAAGGCUUAUCCAAACCCCAUCUUUGUGGUGAUGCGUGCGGGGCAGGAUACCAACGUGGAACGUGACGGACAUCUCGAGACCUGCAGCGUCAUUCAGUUGGACGGGAGCUUGAUCCAGGUCUGCUACAAGAAAAGUAAGGACAAAGAAUGGAUCUAUAAGGGCUCUAAUCGAUUGGAGCAAGUCCAAAGGAUCAAAAUGCGAAAGGCUGAGGAGAGGAAGGAACAGACUGGAAAUAAAGCUGGAUUUAGUCACAUUCAAAAGAUCACUAAACAACCCACCUACACCACCUUAAGUACCACCACUGCUGCCCAUGCUACCUUCUCUACAAGAGUAACCGCAAAACACGAAUCCUCAAAAACUGUUAGUGCUCCAAGUGUUCCCCAGGCGCUCACCCCAGUCACAACAACCUCAAGUACGGCAAAGACAUUCUGCGAUAAACUAUCACCUCGCAUCAUCCUCAGCAGGAUUACCUUGCCAUCGGCUCCGACCAGUAAGAAACCCAGCGCACAAACCGAGCUCACGGUCACCGUUUCAUCUAACAAAGGAAUUAAACGCCAUGCUUCUGAGGUGGACGACACCAGAUCGCCGAGCGCUCUCGUUCCGGCUGUUGAGCCCCGGCUGAAGUACGUACCUCAUCGCUGCUGCCCGGCUUGUCUGAACUCUGUGCGUCCGAUGCAAAGGGAUCAACACCGCGGCCAGAAUCCACUGUUUAUCCCGCUGCUGCACGGCUUUCGCCGCAUGACCGCAAGAAGGCGUGUAGACGGAAAGAUGUCUUUUCACGUCUUCUAUCGUGCCCCAUGUGGGCGGGGCCUGUGCGAGAUGGAAGAGGUGCAGGCCUUCCUGUUCGAGUCGCGCUGUGAUUUCCUCUUCCUGGACAUGUUCUGCCUGGACCCGUUUGUGCUGGUGAAAAGGGCCAUGCUUCCAUCCUACAUGGCCAGCCGUCCUCGUCUUUGCCUGCCGGACAUUUCAGGAGGGAAGGAGGCAGUACCUGUGUCUUGUGUUAACGAGCUUAACGAUGUCCCUCCACCCCCUCUGGCAUACACCAGUCACAGGAUACCUGCACCUGGUGUCUUUAUCAACACCAACCUUGACUUUAUGGUGGGCUGCGACUGUACCGAUGGCUGCCGAGACAGGUCAAAGUGCGCCUGUUACCAGAUGACCAUCGAGGCCACGUCACUGUUCAGCGGUGGUCCUGUGGACGUCACUGCCGGGUACACGCAUAAGCGACUGCCCAGAUACGUCCCCACUGGGGUGUACGAAUGUAACCCCUUGUGCCGCUGCGAUCCAUGCCUGUGCAGUAACAGACUGGUUCAGCACGGCCUUCAGCUGCGUCUGGAGGUCUUCAUGACUCAGCACAAAGGGUGGGGCCUGCGCUGCCUGGACGACGUCUCCAAGGGGACCUUCGUGUGCGUCUUCACAGGUAAAGUAGUCAAGGACGAUAUGGUGAACACAGAAAGUGCCAUGACCGGCAACGAGUAUUUAGCAAACCUGGACUACAUCGAAGGAGUGGAGAAACUGAAGGAGGAUUACGAAAGCGAAGCGUAUUGCUCUGAAACGGAGGGAGAGAUCGACAAGAAGACUCUCAUCAGGAUGACAACAGGGGCGUUAAAGAAACAUGACGUGUUCCAGUUGGAUUCGAGUUCCAGCAGUGGUGAAGAAAAGGAAGAGGCAACCCAACAGAAAACGACUCCCGAUAAAAUGGAGAUAAAGACGACUCGUGACUAUUCUGAUAAUGACGAUGACGUGGAUGAUGAAGAUUUUAAGAUAAGCUCAGGUGACGAGAUGGAAGUGAAGUUGAGCAGUGACUAUACAAGGAGCUACACUACACGGAGGAACGCUAAGACUCCAGGCAAAGGAGAAUGUUAUAACACCCAGACAUCUUCUGAGGAGCAAACAGAGGUGUCUGUCUUCUUGGCCAAGAAGAUGAGAAAGGAAGGUCCAGGAGAGCGUAAACUGGGAUUUGCCAAGAAGUCUACGCGUCCUUUCGCCAUUAAGUCGAGUCACAGGCGAGUGACGCCACAAGCAGAGCCUGAGAAAUGCAUGCAGGAAAAGCAAAUGGAGCACGAGCACGGCAGAAAGUGCACUCGGAGCCUGUUCGAUGGAGAAAAGGCUUGCUAUCUCAUCGACGCCAAGCAGGAGGCCAACCUGGCACGAUACAUUAAUCAUAGCUGUAGUCCCAACUUGUUUGUCCAAAAUGUUUUUGUGGACACGCAUGAUCUCCGCUUCCCCUGGGUUGCCUUCUUCACCAGCAAGCGUAUCAGGGCUGGAACAGAGCUGACGUGGGACUACAGUUAUGAAGUGGGCAGUGUUGAGGGCAAGCUUCUGCUCUGCUGCUGCGGUUCGGCUAACUGUACUGGACGGCUACUAUGAACGGCUCCGUUACACAACCAAUAAAUCUUACAGUGAGACUGUUUUCUGUUGUUGCUCUGGUUUCAAAUGUUCAACCUGGAUGUUCCCAACAUACUUUUACCAUGUUUUAAUUCCAUUUUGAUAUGUUGUACUCGUUAAUAAAAAAGGAAGAAAUGUA
Molecule: messenger RNA, 4401 nt
Organism: Clarias gariepinus (North African catfish)
Lineage: Eukaryota; Metazoa; Chordata; Actinopteri; Siluriformes; Clariidae
Gene: setdb1a
Product: SET domain bifurcated histone lysine methyltransferase 1a
Exons: 20
Coding region: 159-4244 (1361 amino acids)
Biological process (GO): heterochromatin organization; negative regulation of gene expression
Cellular component (GO): nucleus
Molecular function (GO): histone H3K9 methyltransferase activity; protein binding; zinc ion binding
Source: RefSeq, a predicted model, not a curated record